AUGGUACCGAGCAAGGCGGAUGUGCCUGGCGACCCAAACGGUUCGGCCCUCAGCGGGCUGAGGGCCCAGACCCCAAAGUCGAGUCUCCAUGGGCCCCUCCGCGUGCUGGCCCUCGCCCCUCUAAUCUGCGGCCUGCCGUUUGCCCCAGCUUUCCGGGUGUCUGCUGUCCCGGGAAUCCAACGGUCGCCAACACCCAAUUGUGGGUAG
Molecule: messenger RNA, 207 nt
Organism: Diaporthe citri
Lineage: Eukaryota; Fungi; Ascomycota; Sordariomycetes; Diaporthales; Diaporthaceae
Exons: 2
Coding region: 1-207 (68 amino acids)
Source: RefSeq, a predicted model, not a curated record